Pyricularia oryzae 70-15 is the source of this 1323-nucleotide messenger RNA. RefSeq lists its product as uncharacterized. Lineage: Eukaryota; Fungi; Ascomycota; Sordariomycetes; Magnaporthales; Pyriculariaceae. The transcript is spliced from 5 exons. The record is from RefSeq and is a predicted model, not a curated record. The coding region runs from base 43 to 1323 and encodes 426 amino acids.
UGGAGAUACAGAACAAAACUACCCCUAUCUUGACGCGAAAACAUGAUGUCGGGAAUCGAGGUGCCUGGCACAGUCCUCGGCGCCAUUCCAAUCGCCCUGUUGGCCCUCGAUGGGUACAAGAGGGCGGCCAAGAAGGCUAAUCUGUUCAUCAGCAUCCGCAAGGAAUAUGUCAGCUGCGAGAAGCAACUGCAAUUCCACCAAGUCAGCAUCAAGAAGCACCUGCGACAGCUCCUGCUUCCUUUAUUUCAAGAUGAAGACGACAGGCUUGGAAUGCUCUUGAGCAACCCUGGAGGCGAAGAUUGGAAGCACAAGGAUGUGACUCGGCUGCUUGAGAGGCAGCUUGGCGAUUCCUGCGAUCUUUGCUUGGGAUACUUGGCUGAUAUGCGAGAUAUCCUGGUGGAGAUUGGCAAAGAGCUUUCAUUCCAGUCGCCAGAUACUCGUCAGAAGCUUGUGACAAAUGAAGCCGACUCAACUGAAGAAUGCCAUGAGCAAAGACAACAUGUCGUUCCAGCACACAGAAAGGCUGUCAAACCCAAGCCUGAGUUUCGAAUUCUUUUCAAGACAGAUCAUGGCGAAUCAACUGGGAAGAGGGUCUGGAGAACUCGGAUCACCGAGGGAAGCGAAGAUGAGCAGGGCUGUGUGAGUAUACCCUUGGCCAACGUGUCGCCAGAAGGCACCGUCGUCAGGGCAGCUCUUCGACACAAGUCUCUGGCGGGACGCUCCAGACCGGCCACGCCGCGAGUGGUUCAAUUCUCACAGCCGUCGCAAACCGUCACCCUCACUGUUCAAAACUGUGACAAGCCGACCACUCUCCCUCUCGGGCCGAUCAAAGUGCUCUGCACACUGAUGAAGCCCCCUCCAAAAAGCUCGCCGUGCAAGGGAUACCUUGGAUUGCCGAAUGACGAAAGAAAAUACUAUGUCUAUACCAUGGAAGAUGACCUACCAAUGUGUCCUGACUCACCCUACGCCUUUGACAAGGACUCGGUCUUGUUCCUGGCCGGAAAGCUGGACGAGCCGCAUAUAAGUAGGGCCUUCUCAACUUUGACGGAAGCGAAACAAAAUCCCACCGAUGGCGUGAGUGCACCACUCUCCCGGCUAGGCAACACGCUCCUGGAGCUGUGCUUUGGCACGACGCUGCAGUCGCAGGAGCUGAGGAAGAGCCUACCGAGCGGGGACACCGAGCGGAUGCGCGACCUAUUUGACGUGACGGCCACGUGCGAAUGGCUAAAAGACGUGGCGGAGGACAGAGGUGAGGACUACGCCGGGGCGGUGACCUGGUGUCUCGUCGGCCAUCGGAGCGGGCUUGGACGAUCUCGCUUCUAG